AUGCCGCAGAAAUUUUCCAUCUCCAUUAAUUUUCAAGCAGACUCAUCUAAUUUCUUAAUUCUGAUUCUACUGAAAACUGGUGGGCGCAUGAUCUACUGGGGACCACUCGGUCAAAAAUCUAUAGUGCGUGAUUACUUUUUGACUUACAUUGGUCGUAGAAAUAACAAAGAGCUUGUAAAGAGGCUGAGUUUCCCACCAUCUGGUUCAAAAGAUUUGCAUUUCCCCAUCCGGUUUUCACAGAAUGGCUGGGGCCAAUUCAAGACCUGCUUCUGGAAGCAGUACUGGUCGUAUUGGAGGAGUCCUUCAUACAAUUUGAUGCCUUCUCUGAACAUGCUUAUUGCUUCCUUUCUUUAUGGAUUGCUGUUCUGGGAUCAAGGGAAGAAACUAGAUAACCAGCAGAGCAUCUUCAGUGUAUUUGGUGCUAUGUACACUGCAGUAAUCGUUUGUGGCAUUAACAAUGCAUCUUCUGUUUUACCAUAUGUGACUACAGAGCGAUCAGUCUUGUACAGGGAAAGAUUUGCUGGGAUGUAUGCUCCAUGGGCAUAUGCAUUAGCACAGGUAUAUAUAAGACUAUCAAAUUGGCAUGACAUGUUGACUUGUUGAGAGUUGAGACUACAGGGAUUCAUAACACCACGCUGUACACUUCUCUUCAAUUUUCAUUUUUCCCUGUUAAUAUUGUAGUAUCUUUUCUGUAUUUCCAAGUUCAUGUUCCUUACAAGCUUUAACAGUUUAUUAUGUUAGGGGAUCCCACAUUGAUUCAUAGAACAAAUUAUUGUCUGAUCAUGAACAAUUCUCUCCUCAUAAGGCUUUUGGAGUUGAGUGAAGUCCAAGGUCCACUUGUUGAAUAUGGUAUCAGAGUUGCCCAUCCAAGUUGUUGUAUUGU
Messenger RNA from Nicotiana attenuata, 883 nucleotides. Its product is annotated as pleiotropic drug resistance protein 3-like. The record is from RefSeq and is a predicted model, not a curated record. The coding region runs from base 1 to 603 and encodes 200 amino acids. Lineage: Eukaryota; Viridiplantae; Streptophyta; Magnoliopsida; Solanales; Solanaceae. Gene Ontology annotation, molecular function: ABC-type transporter activity. Gene Ontology annotation, cellular component: membrane. The transcript has 4 exons.